AUGGUCGGGUUGUCCUCCCUGGCAGGCAUCGCUGCCUCUGAGCGACUGAACUGCUACCCAUGCCUCCCGGGCGCCGUGGUCCGCCUCCCAGAGCCCACUCGAGACCAGAACCCUCUUGGAGUCGCCAGCGGCAUACGGGAGUCACAGCCAGCCCGGGACCUGGCACGCACUGGCCAAGCCGCCCAGAGAGGUGGCUGGCCUGAGGGACACGGCAAGCACCCUCAAAACACUGCGCGCGCCGCCGGCUUCUCGCACACACGCCAAAAGCCGCGGGCCAGCGGGCUGGCUCCCUGCUCCCACCUCUCUGUCCCCCGAACGCCCCUGCCCGGAGAGCGCUGGAACUCAGCAAAAGGUCGGCCCGCUGCGUUGGCCGGGAAUCGAACCCGGGUCAACUGCUUGGAAGGCAGCUAUGCUCACCACUAUACCACCAACGCUCCACAGCCCGGGCGGCCGCCAGACGCCGGCCCCGGGCUCGCCCCAGCAUACUCUCGCCGCCGCCUCCGCAUCCCUGCCCCGACGCCCCGGCAGCCGGAGGCUCUGCGCCGCCGCCGGCGCCCCCCAGCAGCCACGCGGCGCCCCAAGCUCGCCAGCGCUACGCAGUGGCCGGGAUCCACCGGCCCCACCGCCCCAGGGCGGCGCCCCCGCGGCCUUGCGGCCCUCCGGCCCUUCGCUCCCCGCCGCGGCCCGCCAACGCCUCCGCCCUCACCCCCGGCGGGCAACGCGGGGCAUGCAGCUUCCAGCACCCAGCUGGCCAAAGCCCUACUCCACCGGGCGCUGGGCGAGGCCACUUCCCACGACGACAAGGGGACACGGGACCCACCUGGCUGCACGCGUCGGGGCGCCGUGCCGAGCCGCGCGGCGGGGCCGUCAUCCGGCUAUGGUCGGGCAAGGCCGUGGGGUCGCCAAGGAGGCCCUCGCUCCGCCGUGGCGAUCGUGCGCCCGCCGACGACAAAGGGCUCAGGCUGGAGCGCUGCACGGGCAGAGGGGGGUCGACGGGAGCUAGGCCGGGCACCGCCGUUGGCGGCGCCCUGGCGCCUCGCCCGAAGACGUCGGGAGGAGACGAAGGGCCCUUGGGGGCCUGGCGGCAGGACAGAGAGCGACCGCGGCCACCAAAAAGGGUGUGUUGCCUCCCCGUCGGGGAAUCGAACCCCGGUCUCCCGCGUGACAGGCGGGGAUACUCACCACUAUACUAACGAGGACGGCGGCGACCGUCCUGCCUGCCGCCCGGCCGCUCUCGGGCUCUCGGGCUGCCUGCCGACGCCUCCCCUUGCCCAGCACGGGCCCCCGGCCACCACGGGUCCCGACCCAACCGCGCACCAAACCACCCGCCUCGGUCACAGCGGCAGCCCGCCACCCCGACAGGGACCCGGACCCCCGGGGCACUGGACACUCCCCAGCGCGCGCCGCCUCUUGCCUCCAACGCGGGCGUUCCGCCGGGAGAAGGGGGCGCGAGAAGGCAAGCGGGGCUGCGAGGACACGGGGGGCGCGCGCCGGCCGGCGUCGGGCCAGGAGAGGCGCGGGUGGGGAGGGGCCGGCCCGCCGAGGGCCCGGCUGGGUCCGCGGCGCGAGCGGCGGCGGAGCCAGGCGCCUCGGCCGGCCGCCGCGCGCCGGCUCGGUCGACCCCCACUCCGGACGGCCGCCUGCCUGCCUGCCUGCCUGCCUGCCUGCCUGCCUGGCGUGGCGCCCCGCGCGGCCCGCCAAGGGCGCCGGUGCUCGCGCCGCGUCGGGUCCCAGCCAGGCCAGCGGCCACGCGCCCAGCCAGGCCCGCCGUCAGGAUGGCCGAGCGGUCUAAGGCGCUGCGUUCAGGUCGCAGUCUCCCCUGGAGGCGUGGGUUCGAAUCCCACUCCUGACAAGCCCGCCUUUUGGCCCGCCGGACAAACGCACCCGUCCUCCCCGCGCCACUGCCUUUCUCCACACAUGCCCUCCCGCCGCCGCCGCCUGCACCCCUCACACCAGGAACCUUCAGUCCUUCUCAGCGCAUCUUUGCUCGCCAGCUGGCUGCAGCUGCAGCUGCUGCUUUUCCUGCCUCCCUGCCGCCCCCUUGCCCACCCUCGCCCACCCUCCCCCACCCUCCCCCACCCUCCCCCUGCCGCUCCCACGGCCCCGCCGCGCCCCGCUCCCGGCCGCGCCAAAGCACGCGGCCCCGCGGCGGGUGGCAAGCCCUCCUCCCCUCGCCGGCGCUCCGACUUCUGCCCGGGGAACGGCCUACUCGCCCUCGCAGCCGUGCUUCCGCGGCCGCCCCCGCCAGCUCUCCCGCCGGGCCGGCACCCCGUCCUCCGCGCCCGCCCCGCCGGCCCGCCUGCGCUCCCCAGCCACAGCGAGGCGGCCGAGCCCCCGCCUUGCCCGCCAAGUGGGUGCCGCGUGCCCUCGACCCUUCUCCGCCGUGCGUUCUUGGCCGGGCCGCACCUGCCUGCCGCCCGCCCGGGACGCGUGCCAUCCAGCCUUCCUGCUGGCCAGCGCACACCGGCCUUCCUUGCACGAGUCCGUCCCGGGAAGGGUGCUCCGCUGGGGAGGGAGCGGAAGCCCUGCGUGCCCGUCCAGCCCACCCACCGGCGCCCGGCCCGCGCCCCCGACCUCGGCGCCACGGCGCCCGUUCCCGUGGGAAGCCGCUGCCCCGGCCGGAGCCAAGCCCGCCCUGGCGCGCUCCCUGCCUCUCAGCCGGCAGUCCCCGAGCCAGGAGCCGCUCUGCCAAAGGGCCCCUGCUCACCACCACCACCCCGUCAGAGCCGGACCCCGGGAGCGCGGUCGGCCAGAGCGCAGGAGCCAGGCUCACACGCCUUUGGGUCCUUGGGCCUGAGCGCCCCCGAGCCCGGCGUCCCGGCCCGCGCCCGCUCUCGCGCGCCCCACCCCGGCCCGGCCGGAAAGCCAGCCCGCCAGGGGGACUUUGGGUCGGGACCCGGCGGUCGCGGAGAGGCACGUCGGCGCGCGGCCGCAGCGACCACGCAGCGCCUGCGCCUGCACCUGACAGGGAUCCCGGCGCCGGCUCCCGGCCCCCUCGCGCGACACCGACAGGGUCGCGGCGGCCGUGGUCGGCGCAGAAGGCGCGGGACGGGCCGAGUGGGCCCGCGUCCCGCCGCUCCGGGCUCCCUCCGAGAGCGCCGCGCCCCGGGGUCCUGCACGUGCCCGGAUCCUGCCUUCCAGGUCGCCCGCCCGCCGUCUCCUGCUCCAACGGAGCAGAGAGACGCCCACGGGCGAGCAGUGAGCAGCGGCGGGCGGGUGGCGGCCGGCGCCUCAGGGGCAGCGACGGGCGGCGCUGGCCACCGGUGCAUGGGUGGUUCAGUGGUAGAAUUCUCGCCUGCCACGCGGGAGGCCCGGGUUCGAUUCCCGGCCCAUGCAGCCACAGCGUCCCCUUUUGGUCCCACGGUGCGGGCCCCAGAGCCGAACUAG
Molecule: messenger RNA, 3387 nt
Organism: Budorcas taxicolor (takin)
Lineage: Eukaryota; Metazoa; Chordata; Mammalia; Artiodactyla; Bovidae
Product: basic proline-rich protein-like
Exons: 4
Coding region: 1-3387 (1128 amino acids)
Source: RefSeq, a predicted model, not a curated record